Messenger RNA from Alnus glutinosa, 2167 nucleotides. RefSeq lists its product as uncharacterized. Lineage: Eukaryota; Viridiplantae; Streptophyta; Magnoliopsida; Fagales; Betulaceae. The transcript has 8 exons. Gene Ontology annotation, molecular function: oxidoreductase activity. The coding region runs from base 104 to 1426 and encodes 440 amino acids. The record is from RefSeq and is a predicted model, not a curated record.
UCAGAGGGAUUUUGUACUCAUAGGUCAACAGCAUAGCACGAAGGAGAGAAUCUCACUUCCAAACCGGCGUCGACGUCCAUCAAUCUUCCCUCUGCAAGCCGAAAUGGCCUUUAGUCCUUUGAUUCGUAGAGCGAUCUCCAAGACCCACACUUUGAGAUCUUCUUGGGGUUUGGUUGAGAGAUUCUUGACCCAUUCUACCAUCUCUAACAACAACGAUAAGAUUGUGGAAAAUGUUGGACGUGGUCUUGAUUCCAAUCGUUGUUACUCUAACGCCAGCUCAGUAGGCGGGGCGGGACUUCCCUCGUACAUGCGCGCAGCUGUGUUUUGGGAACCCAAUAAGCCCCUUACCCUCGAAGAAUUCCGUAUUCCUCGCCCCAAGGCCGGUGAAAUUCUCAUCAAAACCAAGGCCUGUGGAGUCUGCCACUCUGAUCUCCAUGUUAUGAAAGGUGAACUUCCAUUUGCUAGUCCUUGUGUAUUGGGGCAUGAGAUAACUGGUGAAGUUGUUGAACAUGGGCCACUUACAGACAGCAAAACAAUAGAAAGAUAUCCAAUUGGAUCCCACGUUGUGGGAUCUUUCAUCAUGCCUUGUGGUAAUUGUUUCUUCUGUUCAAAGGGCCACGAUGAUUUAUGUGAAGCUUUCUUUGCUUAUAACCGAGCCAAAGGAACCCUUUAUGAUGGUGAAACUCGGCUCUUCCUCCGUAGUAGUGGAAAACCAGUGUUCAUGUAUAGUAUGGGAGGUCUUGCUGAAUACUGUGUCGUGCCAGCACAUGCAUUGGCUAUUUUACCAGACUCAUUGCCAUACACGGAGUCUGCAAUUUUAGGAUGUGCAGUUUUUACUGCUUAUGGCGCCAUGGCCCAUGCGGCUGAGGUGCGUCCUGGGGAUUCUGUUGCUGUGAUUGGAGUUGGGGGUGUUGGCUCAAGUUGUUUGCAGAUAGCGAGAGCCUUUGGGGCUUCUGAUAUUAUUGCUGUGGAUGUUCAGGAUGAAAAACUGCAGAAAGCCAAGGCAUUUGGUGCCACUCACACAAUAAAUGCAACUCAAGAAGAUGCCAUUGAAAAGAUAAGAGAAAUAACUGGGGGAUUGGGUGUGGACAUUGCUGUGGAAGCAUUGGGAAAACCACAGACAUUUUUUCAAUGUUUCAAUUGUGUCAGAGAUGGAGGAAAAGCUGUAAUGAUUGGACUUACACAAUCCGGUGCUAUAGGGGAGGUGGAUAUAAACCGUCUUGUUCGUAGAAAGAUUCAAGUCAUUGGCUCCUAUGGAGCAAGAGCAAGGCAAGAUCUUCCCAAGUUGGUUAGACUGGCAGAAAGCGGUAUCUUCAAUCUUUCCAGUGCUGUUUCUAGGAAAUACAAAUUUGAGGAGGCAGGCGAAGCAUUCCAUGAUCUCAACCACGGAAACAUUAUCAGUCGAGCUGUGGUCGAGAUAAUGUAGGUCCGCCUCACGCCAAGUAACUGCUGUAAUUUGGUCUAAAUAAAGUCCAAUAUGUAUCUUAAAAAUAAGGGGUAAUUACCUUUUCCCCUCAUGAACUACCAAAAAAUGCGCGAUGCUCCCAUGAAUUACCAACUCAACCAAAAUAGAGCAUUCAACUACCAAAGAUAACCAUUUUCCUCCCUUCCGUCAGUUAGAGGGGUUAAAAGAAACAGUCAACGGGUCAUGUGCCGUUUUACAUGGGACAUGUUAGACGACAGUGGUAGUUCAUGGGGGGAAAGAGGAAGAUGGUGGUAGUUCAUGGGGGGAAAAGAGAAAGAAAAUGAGGGUAAAACGGCGUGUGACGGUCACGUGACCCAUUGACCGUUUGUUUUAACCUCUUUGACUGACGGAAGGGGGAAAAAGGGUUGCCUUUGGUGGUUGAAUGCUCUAUUUUGGUCGAGUUGGUAGUUCAUUGGGGCAUCGUGCAUUUUUUGGUAGUUCAUGGGGGAAAAAGUAAUUACCCUUAAAAAUAAACAUGAUCCUGGUACUGGUUCAAAGGAGAUGGACAUGAUUAGCGAUUGGAAAAGAAUUGGGGUGUCAUGGAUGUGUUUUGUCACGCCACUUAAUUGAGUGCUUCCCAUAUAUCUUUGUUGCUUCCAAAACCAGAAAGUUCCCCCUCGAUUAAUUUCAAUCACCUGAAGUUCUUAUGAAUCUUAAUUCAGCUCAGUAGCUAAUUGACUCUGAACAUAAACUUAUUUGCGA